GCAGCUGAGCAUCGUUAAGCACUAGCUAAAGCUCUGAGGGGCAGCAACUCUCCCUAUUCACCUCUCUCUUGGUACAGAAAUGCCUUGGAAACGCAGAACGAUCCUCCUCUGUGUUUUGACUGUCUGCAUCACAUCACUGGUGGUGGGUGUAGAGGAAAGGCAGGAGGCUGUUGAGUGUGCUGACCUGAACAACACCACCUGGCUGGAGUACCGGCAGCAGAGAGUCAAGCUGCAGGUCCAGUACCUGCUGCUGACCAGGGACAACAAGGACUGCGCCCAGGCGUUCAACGAGGAGUCUCUCACUGAACCAUCCUCCAAAUUCAACAGGUCCCGCCCAACCAAGGUCAUCGUCCACGGGUACAGGGCCAUGGGCAGUAAGCCAUCCUGGGUGAAGGAGUUGGCCCAGGCCCUGCUCAAGGUGCAGGAUGUGAACGUGGUGGUGGUGGACUGGGUCUACGGCGCCUCCUUCGCCUACAACCUGGUGGUGGAGAAUUACAAAGAGGUUGCUGUGCAGAUCUCUGUCCUCAUCAACCAGCUACAGAAUCAUGGAUGUCAACUAGAGUCCUUCCACUUCAUCGGGGUCAGUCUUGGGGCCCACGUUGCUGGUUUCGUGGGAACUCUUUUUGAGGGGAAGAUAGGAAGAAUCACAGGCCUUGACCCUGCCGGGCCCAUGUUUAAAGGAUCUGACACCUUCGACCGGCUGGACCCCUCUGACGCUCAGUUUGUCGAUGCCAUCCACACAGACUCUGACUAUUUUGGCAUUUCCAUCCCUGUCGGUCAUGUGGACUUCUUUCUGAACGGAGGAAAGGACCAGACUGGCUGUGCCCGCUCAAGGUUUGCCUCAAUUCUUGUCUACUUUCCAGUGUACGGUUAUGUGAUAUGUGACCACAUGAGGGCGCUGCAUGUCUACAUGAGCGCGCUGAACGGCUCGUGCCCGUUGAUGGGGAUCCCGUGCCACAGCUAUGAGGACUUCCUGAAGGGACACUGCGUGGACUGUGACGUCUUCAAGGGGAGAUGUCCAACUAUAGGUUUAUCAGAAAACAGUGGGAUAGCCAUAUCUCCAAUUCCCAAAGAGCAGAAGUUGUUCCUCCUCACCUCAUCUUCACCACCUUUUUGCGCUCAUCACAUUCUGCUGGAGCUGGAGGUUGCUCCCCUGGAUAAGAGCGCUGAGGUGGAGGUGACACUGAGGACAGGGAACCUGGGGAAAGAGCAGAGGCUCAGGCUUCGGACAGAUACGACAGUGUACAGGACGGUGUUGGCUCACCCCGUGGCUCUGUGUGAGAUCGACUCCAUCGAGCUGAGGAACACCGGUGCUCGGUUCUACAGGCAGGGAGACAUCCACUUCAAGUCUGUCUGUCUCUCCGAGUUCCCCUCUCUCAGGCGAGAGGAGCCGCUGUGCGUGAACAACAUCGAUAUCAGACGAGGAGCCCCGUGGUCACAUGACUUUGUGCAGGUGUGCGGCAUCUACUAAAGAAAGACAGCUACACAAAAGACAAUGAAAACCCACGCAGUGCAUUAACAGUGAAGUCGCCAAUGAGUACCAACAUGAAGCCUCACUAGCUUGUUUAACGUUAGUAAAAAAAAGAUCAGAGAGCCAAAGAACUAGAUUUUAUUCCACAGAGGAAGCUCUACUUGCUGACAAAAUGCAGUCUAGUCAUACUUCAUUAUUUAGCUUUAGUUAUUCGGCUAAUCCACUUAUCUUCCAACAUCAUGACUGCCAGUAAAAAGAAUGUAUCUACAGUACAUUAUUGUCUUUUGUUAUUUAGGUUUGCUUCUUAGCUCACUCCUGCCUCUGAGAAGAGUGCGUAGAAUUAAACCUUUUUGUAUACUCUGCUUUUAGGAUGUUCAGGGUGUCGUUACUGCUGAAUUCAGUUUGUCUUUUAAAGCCAAGCAAUAAAACUAGUAACUGGGCUUUUCUCUGUUGAUGUUUGUAGGUUAAGUAAUUACAUUUGCAUGUUUGAUAAUCAUGUCUUGUGACACAUAUGACAGGAAGUAGACAGUCACAGAAAACAAACUACAUUUUAACUGCACACAAAAAGCUUUAUGGAGAAAUGUUGGCCCCAUGAAGAUACUUUUUAAAAACACUGACUUUUUAGUCCCAUCUCUCUGUUAACAGACAACACAAUUCACAGUAUACAUGUGUGUAUUACUCAACUCUAACUGUGUUAGUUACAAAAAUUAAAAAAACAUGGUCUACAGGCAUCUAAUAUAUCACCAAAGAAGUAUUAAGAGGUUGUUCUCUUGAUGAAUGUGGCAUCAUGCUCUGAAAAUCAGUACAAGAAGAUCACUUCUUAGACAGCAUAUAUUGACACUGAACCAAGUCAUGGUGCAUUCAGAUAAAUAGCUAAACAUGCCCAACAACAAAGUGAAAUGGAGAAUAUCUACACUGCCAGGUUGCAGGUUUUGUACCUAAAUUGUUCAUAUGCAGCUCUGGAAAGGUCUCGAGGAGUAUGCAAACUAAAUAUUUUACAGAUCUUGAAAGGAUAAAGUACGGAGUAUGAUUUUAAGAGGUUGUUCCACGUCUUAUUGAUUCAUAUAAUGUGAUUUUUUUUUUUUUUUUCAGAUCCAGAAAAUGUGUAGUAAUCUUAAAUCAGUACUCUUUCUAACACUGGGUGUACGUGAAUUGUGAAAACAAAACAU
Morone saxatilis (striped sea-bass) is the source of this 2640-nucleotide messenger RNA. RefSeq names its product phospholipase A1 member A (gene pla1a). The record is from RefSeq and is a predicted model, not a curated record. Gene Ontology annotation, molecular function: carboxylic ester hydrolase activity; lipase activity. Bases 80 to 1471 code for a protein of 463 amino acids. The transcript has 11 exons. Gene Ontology annotation, biological process: lipid metabolic process. NCBI's taxonomy places the organism in Eukaryota, Metazoa, Chordata, Actinopteri, Moronidae.